Histoplasma capsulatum G186AR is the source of this 1056-nucleotide messenger RNA. RefSeq lists its product as uncharacterized. Gene Ontology annotation, cellular component: Fanconi anaemia nuclear complex; FANCM-MHF complex. The transcript is spliced from 4 exons. Gene Ontology annotation, biological process: replication fork processing; kinetochore assembly; DNA repair. The record is from RefSeq and is a predicted model, not a curated record. Lineage: Eukaryota; Fungi; Ascomycota; Eurotiomycetes; Onygenales; Ajellomycetaceae. The coding region runs from base 1 to 1056 and encodes 351 amino acids.
AUGGACCCUCCCAUAUCUCUACCCAAACGGAAACGCCCUCCAUUCAACCCUCCCCGCCCUCGAAAUGGAGCCGGCAUAACAAAACCCUCAACGACCUCGGCGAGAUCAAAAUCCAAACCCAAGCCCAAACCCAAUUCCACAGCCCGGACAACAACACAAAAGUCCGCCUCUUCCUCCUCCAAUAUACACCGUCGAAGACCCUCCACAGCCCACAAUAAUGACAACGACGAUGACACCCGCGCCUCAAGCACAUCGUCCCGAACCCCUUCACCCAGUGGCCCCAACUCAUCCCCGCGAGUUACACCAUCGUCGGAUUACGAAUCCCGCUCCCGCUCCAGAUCCCCUUCCGACGAACCAGACUACAUUCUGGCUGAAAUCACCGAGCCUGCCCCGUUAGAUCCACGCGAGGAGCUCGAAUCCUCCGACCCGCUGAUCAAGCCCAAACUUCUCACGACGCUCCUGCACCGCCACUUCCAAGACGACAAGACAAAGAUCACGAAGGACGCCGUGCGGGCGUUGGCCAAGUACGUGGAUAUUUUCGUGCGGGAGGCGUUGGCGCGGGCGUCGUAUGAGAGGGCGGAAGGGCAGAGUGGUAAAUCUGCCAGUCGGGAUACAAGGGGGGGAGCGCGGGCGAGGGUUGAUAAUUAUUUGGAGAUUGAGGACUUAGAGAGACUGGCACCGCAGCUACUUCGGCAAGGCUGUCCUCGAUUUGACGUGGGGCUAGAAGGUGGAGGAGUUAGCCCAGCCACUGCAGGGACACCGAGCGUCGAUAACCUCAAACAACCAUGCGACACUUUCAAAGCCUUCCACGCUUCACAUCAACAUCCUCAUUCAUGCAUGGAACAGCGAUCGCCCCUGGUCUCACAGGCCGUGCGACCCGCUCCGAAGGAUAGCGAACCCUCAAGCUAUCUAUACCUCUCUUCCACAGGCGCCACGGGCAGCAAUGGCUGCGACAGCAACUUGCAUCUGACGCCUGGCCUCGAAACCCGAAAGGCAACACGAUUCAUUCCGCCUGCAUAUCCUGUCCUGGGCACCUCUCCAUUCCUGUUUGAGUAA